GCCUUCAUUAGUUUUGCAAAGUUUAUUUUGGCAUAUUAGUUGUCAUCCAAUAGUAUGCGAUAAUCGUUGUCAUUAUCUAUAACCAUACCGAGCUCAUUAAGACCAGCACUACCUCAUUCAUCAGGCUAAUUCUCUUAACUCUCAAAGCUUUCUAUCAAUAGACCAAUCAGGCAGCGCCGAGAAAACGCUGCAAGUACACGUACGAGUAGUCAGGAAUGUAAUAACGAAAUUAUGCCAGAAUUGGAAUUAAAGAAAGCAGCUUUUUCCUAUUGGUUUAGGAACUUGACGAUGAGGAGUGUAAGUGCGUUAAUGAAUCCUAAUAAAGCCAUUUAUUGUUCCGAUUUGCUGGUCGACAAAAUGUUACACUUUACAAGACUCGUUUACGCUUGACUAGAGUUUGGCUACUGGCGCAAAUUUAGUAACACAUGGAUCGCUCACACGAAAAAAAAAAAAAAAAAAAAAAAAAAAAAAAAAAAAAAAAAAAAAAAAAAAAAAGAAGAAGAAGAAGAGGAAGUAACGAACUAUGAAGUAGAAAAUGGACAACUCUAACGGCAGUCGUUGUCGUUGUUAUCUCUUUGAUUCUCUUUCUCAGAUAUUUGUCGUAUGACUUAGUUUGUCCUUUACCCAUCAAAACCUUGUCGCAAGUGCGGGCCUUGCCUCGUUGUCAUGUAAAAGCGGACAGGUCCAGCUGUCGUUCUGCGCAUGUGUAGAAUGAAUUUUUUAAAUUGCGCAUGCGCAGCCGGUUGGGAACAGGUGCACGUCAAGUGCAAAUGUUGUUAACACAAUGAUAAUGAUUGUCCCUUUCUUUACGAGCACUUUGACUGCAUUUAAAGACGUCUUCACGUCAUGGUAGUAGUCUUCAGUACGAACUGAGUCAGCUCCAACAUGAAUCGCGACAGCUUGCUCAACAAGAAUCUUAGCCCUCCUCUCUCGCGGAUAUCCAUCUCCAAUGGUACAUCUCUUUCCAAUUCUUAUAUCAGCAAUUCUGGUGGAGGACAGUUCAGGGAACCAAGUUGGAUACCUUCAAUUCGUGGAUCCAACGGCUCGUUGUCGUUCCCUUCAAGAUCUACAAACCUGAUUCCACCUAGUGUUUUCGAUGCUUUUGAUGAUUCGCAUUUACUGUCAGCACCGCAGCCCGAUGCUUCGCCGAAGUACUUGUCUAAACAAUCGAAGCAAAGUUACUCCAUUCCUGGGCUACACACUUCUCACGCACCGGACACAUACGAUGCACAUGAUAUUUUGGACCAGAUAUCGGCUUCACUGCAACCCUCGUGUUCUGUCAGUGAUUCUUUUGAUAAAUCCUUCGAAACGCCAUCGCCCAUCAGCCUUUCUGCAGGACAUUUUCACUCUGCUCUCGUUCCCGCUAAUGAUGACAUGAACCCCAGAGAGUUGGAAUGGUUUGCCGAACGAUUCAAGCAGAGAAGAAUUAAGCUCGGGGUGACACAAGCCGAUGUAGGCACAGCUCUUGCACACUUGAAAAUACCUGGAGUUGGCUCUCUGAGCCAGUCAACAAUCUGCAGAUUCGAGUCUCUUACUCUAAGUCAUAAUAACAUGAUGGCCUUAAAGCCCGUUCUGACAGCCUGGCUAGAGGAAGCGGAAAAAGCUUACAAAACCAAACAGAUGAACAGUGCGUUUCUACCGAAUUCCGACAAGAAAAGAAAGCGUACCUCGAUCGGAGCAGCAGAAAAACGCUCUCUGGAAGCUUACUUUGCUAUGAACCCGCGCCCUUCGAGUGACAAGAUUUCUUCGAUAGCAGAGAAACUAGACCUAUCAAAAAACGUAGUUAGAGUUUGGUUUUGUAACCAACGACAAAAGAAAAAGCGAAUGAAGUUUUCUGUCCAUUGAUAAGCCCGAGAAUUCAAGAACUUUGGAAAGAAUAUUACUUCGGAUAUGAACAAGAUUGAAAGACAGUAACGGCUAUACAAGUCACAUUUGACUCAAAAUUUUAAUUAUAUACUUACUCUCCUGGACAAAAACGGGAAUUAUUGGCAUGGAGUUGUCAAUUUGCAUUUUGAAUUUAUAAACCAAGACUUGAACUUGGUUCCAGAACGUUUUAGUGAGAUAAAAAUAAGUUGAAAAAGAGUGAACGAAUUCAACCUGUGAGAGCCAUACAACUCGACACAAGGCUGGUUUAUUACUUGUAUUGAAAUUGUUUUGAAUAGCAAGCUUGAGGCGCAUAAACAUUGUUCAUGGAAUGGAAUGGACAUUAGCUUCAACAAGAGUGCUGGGGAAUUCCGUAACAUCAAUCAUUUCCGUUUCAUCUUGAAGAGAAAAGAAAAGUUUUUCUGUUCUACAUCGAUAAGAGACUCUUAUAAUCUUGUUUUUCUUGUUAUCGGGGAACUCAAGGUUAUCAAAGAAACUAACUUAGAAAAAACUACUGCGGUCCCACACCUGCCAUUCUAUAAAGAAAAUCCAAUUCGGUGUGUGUCAAUGAGUUAGAAUUAUAACAUAGCUAUAUGUAAAUUUGACCAGGUCUUUUACAAUGAGAUCUGUUAUUUUAAACAAUAUUGAAGUUUUAAAUUGAUGGCGCAGAAAAAAAAAAAGAAAAUUAUUCUCCCGAUUAACAGUGGACGAUAAUGAAUAUCGUUCAACUAAUAUUGGGAAAUACGAAGCAAGUAUAKGCCGUUUGGCUCGUCAGUGUACGACAAUUCACUACUAGCGAAGGAAGCGCACGAAUAUCUUGCUAGAGAUCAUUGGGAAUUCAUAGUAUGGAGUUUCAACGAAUUGACGGCACUGAAUUGAGCCGAUAAUAAUACUAAAUAUAUAUUUUGGAAUUUUGUAUCUCUAAGGAAUGUUUUAUGAGUCUGCGUCUAUUGGUGUAAAAUACAUAUGUAUACAUAUAACUUUAAUUAUAAAGCACCAAAUUUCGGCCUACUUUUCGUUCAUUGUUUUUUGUUUUUUUCAAAACUCAAAUUGAAAUUCAUCACCCGGGCCUGAAUUCAUUUGGCCCGUUGUUAAUUGUAGUAAAGGAUUUUUGUCUCUUUUGAAAAGUUUGUAAUGAAUUAUGCCUAAACAGGCCUCUAAGUUUUAAUAAAGCUAAGAGAACAUUUA
Messenger RNA from Actinia tenebrosa (Australian red waratah sea anemone), 3051 nucleotides. RefSeq names its product POU domain, class 4, transcription factor 3. NCBI's taxonomy places the organism in Eukaryota, Metazoa, Cnidaria, Anthozoa, Actiniaria, Actiniidae. The record is from RefSeq and is a predicted model, not a curated record. Gene Ontology annotation, molecular function: DNA-binding transcription factor activity, RNA polymerase II-specific; RNA polymerase II cis-regulatory region sequence-specific DNA binding. Gene Ontology annotation, biological process: regulation of transcription by RNA polymerase II.